AUGAUAGCACCUCCAAACACAAGCAAUUUGGGAAUCAGUGAACUAACUGCACAGUUGGCAGCUCUUGCUCAGCAAUCAGGUUUGGCUUUGACUCCUGCAGCAGCAGCAGCUACUGCAAGUUUUAUGGCCCUAACAUCUCAAAAUAGUGGUCCAGGUGCUCAGUCGAUGUCAGCGUCUCCUAACUUGUCAGCCAUUCUUGCAGCCCUUCAAGUACUCAUUACCUUACUUGAAUUUUCCACAAGCAGCAAAAGCAAAAAGAGUUCUAAAGAUGCGGGUACACAAAGAAAUUAUGUCACCUCAUACAGUACGAACACGAAAGAUUCACAUAGCAAGCAUAGUAAACAUCGCAAAAAUGAAGGUGCAAUGACAAGUGCAGACCGCUACCUGAUGAGUUCAAGCAUCAUAGCCUCAGUUUUCCUAUAUCGCCAACUGAUGAUUUUCACAUGA
This is a messenger RNA of Trichobilharzia regenti, 447 nucleotides long. NCBI's taxonomy places the organism in Eukaryota, Metazoa, Platyhelminthes, Trematoda, Strigeidida, Schistosomatidae. The record is from the annotation of a GenBank genome assembly.